This is a messenger RNA of Tinamus guttatus (white-throated tinamou), 468 nucleotides long. RefSeq names its product homeobox A1 (gene HOXA1). Gene Ontology annotation, biological process: regulation of transcription by RNA polymerase II. The record is from RefSeq and is a predicted model, not a curated record. Gene Ontology annotation, cellular component: nucleus. NCBI's taxonomy places the organism in Eukaryota, Metazoa, Chordata, Aves, Tinamiformes, Tinamidae. Gene Ontology annotation, molecular function: DNA-binding transcription factor activity, RNA polymerase II-specific; RNA polymerase II cis-regulatory region sequence-specific DNA binding.
UCCCCGCUGCACGCGGGGCAGCAGGAGAGCGCGCGCCCCCCCUCCGCGGAGAGCUCGCCGCCCGCGCAGACCUUCGACUGGAUGAAAGUCAAGAGGAACCCACCCAAAACAGGCAAAGCUGGCGAGUACGGCUUCGUGGGGCAACCCAACACGGUCAGGACGAAUUUCACCACCAAGCAGCUCACGGAACUGGAGAAGGAGUUUCACUUCAACAAGUACCUGACCAGGGCCAGGAGAGUGGAGAUCGCAGCCUCCCUGCAACUCAACGAGACACAGGUCAAGAUCUGGUUCCAGAACCGGAGGAUGAAGCAGAAGAAGAGAGAGAAGGAGGGGCUGCUUCCCAUCUCCCCAGCCACCCCCACGGGCUGCGAGGAGAAAGCGGAGGAGUCCUCAGAGAAGUCUUGCUCGUCGCCCUGUUCGGCCUCUCCAGCCUCCUCUACCUCGGACACUCUCGCUACCUCAAACUGA